Messenger RNA from Cadophora gregata, 2510 nucleotides. RefSeq lists its product as uncharacterized. The transcript is spliced from 3 exons. The record is from RefSeq and is a predicted model, not a curated record. Gene Ontology annotation, biological process: peptidyl-threonine phosphorylation; peptidyl-serine phosphorylation. The coding region runs from base 444 to 2102 and encodes 552 amino acids. Lineage: Eukaryota; Fungi; Ascomycota; Leotiomycetes; Helotiales; Ploettnerulaceae. Gene Ontology annotation, molecular function: ATP binding; protein serine/threonine kinase activity.
CCAGCCAUCACCGUCUCGUCUCAUUCUCGAAAUCAAGUGAACAACUCUCGAGACGAAAUACUUCCAAGAAGCACGAAGUCUAUUAGACGACGAAGCCCCUCCUCUUCGGGAAGUGUUUCGAAUCUUGGGACUGUCGAUGACAUUACCCUGCGCCCGAGAAUCUCAUCACAAGCAUCUACAAGAAUUCCCAGUCCAAAUGCCUCCAUUAGAGACCAUCCAGACGCCGGCGACACCUUGUCAGAUCUUUUUAGACCUGUUAAAAUAGUUUCCACCGAAAACUUAGGCUAUACCCGCGAAGCGACACGAACAGGAGUACUUCGCACAAAAUUGGUCAUGCACAGCUUGAGCCAGGUAGUGAUUUCCGCUUCUUCAUACCUGUGGUUGAUUUCCUGCGAAUUGUUACACCACAAUCAAUCGCUACUGAGCUAGGGGAAUGCCUUCAUAUGCCUCACGAUGACCUUUGGCUGCAACAAAAAGCUAAGAAGAUCUUUGCUGUUGCUCCUAGACUCUUUGCGACGCUUGUCCUUGUUCUGGAUUCAGGAGGGAAUAGAAUUAUGGAAUUCCUCGAUGCAGGCAUUGACGAUAGUCAUUUACCUUUUGUCCGACUCUCUACACCUACUACAAGAGAUGGAUCUACCCGUUUGCAACUUUGCAGCAAAAACGCUCCUAAUCAGCCGCUUGAAUGUAUGGCUGGCUGGGAAAAGCUCAGCAUCCAGCGCUUUGCACAGACACAACACUCCAUGUACCCACCCACCUUUGUGUUCCGCGACGAUAUCCAGCACUACGAUUUUGGCGAGCAUACCGUUCUUCCUUUCAUCGAAGACCACGAACGAAGGAAGUCUGAUAACGAGAAAGGGCCGAUAGAGGGCGGUUAUGGUUCAGUUUGGAAGGUUGCAAUCCAUCCCGCUCACCAGCAAGUAUUCCCUCGAGAGGGAUCAAGAGGAAGAAGACCCAUGCACGUGUCGAGGUCCGGUUCUAUUCUACCAUUACGCUACAAGUACAACGCAAUCAAACGACUGAAUUCAACGAAUGAAGAGAGUUUCAGAUCAGAAGUGGCAAUGCUUCGGGCUUUCAAAAAAUACCCCCACCAGCAUUUGGUCGAUCUGCUGGCGACGUAUAAGUGGAAGGGGAUGUUCCAUCUGAUUUUCCCUUUUGCCGAAUUGAAUUUGCGGGAGUAUUGGAAGACGACGCCCCUGCCCGAAUUCUCUGAAAAGACUGUGUUUUGGAUCUUGAGGCAAUGCCGAGCAAUCACAUCUGGACUGCACGUUGUCCACGAAUACCGGUAUACAUAUGCACAAGAGACAGAAUCAGAAGAGGGUCGUAAGUUUGGUCGCCAUGGAGAUAUCAAAGCCGAAAACAUGCUUUGGUUCCCGGAGGAGGGCGACGAACAUGGGAUUCUCGUCAUCGCCGACUUUGGCUUGACCGACUUCCACAACCGAGCCACAAGAUCUGGUCCUGCAAAGAGCAUCACUGGAUCGCCUUCGUAUGAACCCCCUGAGCUCGUUCUUUUUUCGCAGAUCUCUCGCGCCUACGAUAUCUGGAGUCUUGGUUGCAUGUUUCUCGAGUUUGCCACAUGGCUCGUCGGUGGACAGGAUGCCCUUGACGAAUUUGCGAGACAUCGACUUCUUCGAGGACCCGAAAACUUCAAAGAUGAUACGUUCUUUACUAUUGUGGGUGACGAUAGUCCUGGCAAUCCACGGAUGGCGAUUGUCCGAGAAAGUGUCCGAGCGUGGAUACACGGCCUCCACGAAAUGCCACGGUGCUCAAGUUUUGUGAAUGAUUUACUAAACCUCAUUUCAGAGCAAAUGUUGGUGAUUGAACCCAAGAACCGAAUCAGAAUCAGAAUGCUAAACCGUGAGCUGGCCAGCAUGCUGUCAAAGGCCACAGAAGAUCCAGGCUAUCUUACUGUUCCACGACCGUCAAAACCUAUGGCCGUGCAGAAUCCGAGUCUUUUGGCGUUACCGCCGCCCAGUACCUCCGUUGGAACACCACUUCCCAGGAGUAGCGCGGUUCUGGAGACUCGUUCGUCAACAGACAUCCCAAGCUCUAGACUAUCGAACAUCUCAAGACCUACUUCUCUCAUGACUUUUUCGACAGAUUGAGGAGAAUCGUUGUUGAACGCGGAAUUGUAAAUAGACAAGGCGCUCGCCGGGGCCGCAAAUAUGGGUAAUUGAUAGUUGGGUGUUUUGUCCUCAAGAAUUUAGCACUCCGUGUUUUCCACAUGUUGUUGCAACAAACCUCAGUAAGAAGUCUCGGCAGCGUCAAAAUCCAGCAAUUCAAUUGCAUCUGCGAGAUCUUAGCAAAAUGUGCUGAGACAUCCAAAUGUGGCUGAGCAUAUCCAUACCCUGAUGAUAUAAUCGCCAUCUGGAAAAAGCCUUUUCAUGAGUCGGAUCAGCUUCUUCCUGUCCACAUAACGACCCUCGAUGACUUGUUGCAUGUUCGUGUCCCGCACAAACAAAACUAGGAGUCUGGAUGUUUACUGUUGACGUCCACAACCUCGAGAAGUUCAA